GUGAGAUUAGGGUUACGCCGUGGUGGCCGUAUUGUUUCGAGUGAAGUGAAUGGUCUUAAGUGCCCUCUAGAUUUUUCACUUAUUUUCUUAAGUAAUCUUAAAUUAAAAAAUCAUCAAAAAUGAAAUUAAUUUAUCUUACAUUAUUAGGUUUACCAGCGGUAUUACUCUGCUUCCAAAGUGCCAGUACAAUUCUUGUCCAGGCAGAUGAAGACGAAUUGGAUGAUGUUGUCGACAUUGAAGGUGAAGACAACCAAGUUGUCGGAGAUGAUGCGCUGGGAGAUGAAGAUGAUUCAGUCGUAAAGUCUUCCCAAGAUGUAGACACAACUAUUCUAUUCACAAAACCUAUCCCUUCAUAUGGUGAUGCUACAUUUGAUCUACAGGCUGGUUUUCCCGUUGAGUUCCUCGUCAGUUUCAUCAACAAAGGCACAGAAGAUUACAUCGUUGAAACAAUGGAAGCUUCCUUCAGAUACCCCAUGGACUACACCUACUACAUCCAGAAUUUUACAGCUUUACCUUAUUACAAGGAGGUUAAGCCGAAACAAGAAGCUACGUUCGCAUACUCCUUUAUCCCAAAUGAAGCUUUUGCGGGAAGGCCUUUUGGGCUCAACAUCCAACUUAACUACAGAGAUGCUAGCGGAAACUUUUACCAGGAAGCCGUAUACAAUCAGACAUUGAAUAUUGUGGAAGUAUCUGAAGGUUUAGAUGGCGAAACAUUCUUCCUGUAUGUGUUCCUUGGUGCCGCCUGUGUGUUAGCACUGGUGUUGGGUCAGCAAGCUUUAUCAUCUCUUGCUCGCCGUAGAACCCCUCGUGCCACUCCCAAACCUUUGGAGACCGGUACAGGCGCUAACGAUGUUGAUUAUGAUUGGCUGCCCAAAGAAGUCGUCAACCAACUGAAAAAAUCACCUAAAACACCCAAGCAAUCACCACGUCUAAGGAAAGCGAAAAAAUCUACUGGUGAUGAUUAAAGUUUAGCACCAAAUCAUUAAUUUAGGAACACUAUUUGCCUAUCCAGGCUAUGUGUGUGUGUUAAUAAAAAAAAAUAGGAUUUGGCUCGAUUAAAUAAAUGAUUUUUCGUAAAAAAAAUCUAGUGUUGUCCCUCAAGAGCCUUUUCCUAUUUUAUAUUGUUAAGCGAAGAGACUGUGAAUUAAGUUGCUAAAGUGUUGAGUAAAUUAUGGAAUAAAUAGUGUGGACAGCUUGUAAUGUUGGCGAUUAUGUGAAAACAUUUUUAAUAAAAAAAUGUUAAUUUUU
Messenger RNA from Melitaea cinxia (Glanville fritillary), 1248 nucleotides. RefSeq names its product translocon-associated protein subunit alpha. The coding region runs from base 120 to 965 and encodes 281 amino acids. The record is from RefSeq and is a predicted model, not a curated record. The transcript is spliced from 5 exons. NCBI's taxonomy places the organism in Eukaryota, Metazoa, Arthropoda, Insecta, Lepidoptera, Nymphalidae. Gene Ontology annotation, cellular component: endoplasmic reticulum; endoplasmic reticulum membrane.